Messenger RNA from Myodes glareolus (Bank vole), 4251 nucleotides. The record is from RefSeq and is a predicted model, not a curated record. Lineage: Eukaryota; Metazoa; Chordata; Mammalia; Rodentia; Cricetidae.
GAAAAUCUAAUUCUUUCUCUCUCAGCAGUGGUUAGAAGCGUGUCUGGGGUAGAGCAUCAUGAACGUUCUCUCUUGCGCAUCAGCAUGUGGGUUGGUAUUGUUUGGUCUUGUUUAGGCAACCAUAUUUUUUUCAGUAUCAUAGGUGAAGAAGCUUCCAGGUCAUUUCCAGGCGACACGAUCUCAAAGCAGAUUUCCUGGUCCCUGGCUCUUACAAUCUUUGUUUCCCUUCUUCUCUGAUGCUCCCUGAGCCUUAAAGGGUACAGGAGCUGUGUGGUAGGUAUAUUUGUUGUGGCUGGAUUUUGACCAGCCGUGGUUUUCUGCGAUGGUCUCCGUCUCCUGUGAAAACAAGUGUCUGAUGGGGAUGAGGGCGACACUCACCUGUGGGUUUAGAAUGCAGUUGGGAGUUAGCUGUUCUAGUAAAGUGGUGUUAGCAGGUUCUCCUCUAAGAUCCAUGACCUCAAUAGCCCCAGGUAGUUGGCUAGGUUUUCAGUACUAGGCUGUUGGGAAGGCCUUAGGUCCAAUUAGAGGGCUGUUAGUUACCAAGAAGUCUGAGUGCCACUCUUUAGGACUUGUCUUGCAGGGCUGGUCAUUGUGGUUCAUAGGCAUCACAGUGGGUAGGGCUAUUAAUUGCUAACCAUUGGCAGCUUGUGUAGCACCUUCUGAUACUAUGAAGCUAGUCCUCAGGAAGGAGGCUUCAUCUGAGCAUUCUUUGUUUAGAGAUAAUUGGGUUUAAUUUUGGGAUCUUGAGCAGGAGCAGUGUUGCGAUUUUGUACGGUGUAACACCUCCCCUCACCCUGAGCAGUACAUAAAAGGCUUUCGCAGCAUUAAUUGAUUUUCUGAGUUUAUAUAUAGUUAAAGAUAGUUUGGUUUUGCAAAAUUCUGGAUUGACAUUGUGGCCAGAUACCAAAUUAUUGGGUUAUCCUUCCUGCCAUGGAGACGCUUAAGUAUGGCCCUGUGUGCCACAGGUUUAAGUAGCCAUUCUGAGGCCAGAGGCUUUAGUCCCUGCUUGAAGUGUUAGUGGCGUGCUCUGCUGUCUUGACAGAAUGGCACAGACAAAGAGGACAGGCUUAUUUUUUCACAGUCCUGGAGGCUGCAUGUUCACAAUUAGGGAGGUACAGCCAGGAUGGUUCCUGGCCAGGACCCUCUUCCUGGCUUUGGAUGGCUAUGUUAUUACUUGGCCUCUUCUCUGUGCUAAUGCGUACAAUGAGGAGGGAGGUGUAGUCUGACUUUUUAUUGGGACUGCUGAUUCCCCAAUAAUGACACGGAGACCUUAUUAUUAAUUAUAAAAGCUCAGGCGAUAGCUUAGGCUUUAUUAUAACUAGUUCUUAUAACUUAAAUUAACCCGUGCCUUUUAAUUUAUAUCCUACCACGUGGCUUUUACCUCUGCCCCAUUUUGUGUGUCCGACUCAUUCUACAUCUGGCGGCUACCCCUGGUAGCCUUCUACUUCCCAGUGUUCUCUCUGCCCUGAAAUCCUGCCUGACUAUUAAACCAAUCACCGUGACAUAUAUUCACGGUGUAUAAAGGAAUAGUCCACGUCAGGAAGGGAGAGAGGCAGAGAGAGGGAGAGAGAAAAAAGGAAGGGAAAGAAAGAGGGAGGGGAGACUUGUGGUUAGGUUAGGAGACUUGGUUAGGAUUUUAAUGUGUAAAUUUUGGAAGAAUCACAAUUCAGUUUCUAGUAAAAAGCAAUGUGGGCUUUUUGCCAAAAGGUCCAGAACAUUUUCAUUAUUUCUGUAGUUUAUGUAAAUAUAAGAUGUAGAUUUUUAUUGUUUUGGAAAAGUACAGCACCUUGUUUUAAUGUGGUUGUUGCCUGACGAUUUUUAUCCUUUCUGAUAAUAAUGUUUUAUAAAGGAUUUGGCUUGUUGACAGUCUCUCAAGAUUUUCUUCUGCUUUGUUUUCACAUCGUUCUAGGUGUACACUUGGUAUCCCUUGCUCAAAAUGCAUGUAGCCAGAAGCUUUCAGAUUUCUGGAGUUUGGAAAGCUUGAACAUACAUAAUGAGAUAUGAUGGGGUUAGGACUGAGAUCUAAGUACUAGAUGCAUUAUGUUUCAUAAAGAUCUGUACACAUAGCCAGCGGGUAAUUUCAUGCAGUUUUUUAGUGUACCUGUGUAUUGACUGACAUCUGUCAGGUAAGAUCUCUGUGACGUCAGGUUGGUGCUCAGAGUUUCAGGUUGGGUCAUCUUAGGCACUUCCCCUGUAGGUUUUUGUUUUUGUCUCCAUUUGUGUCUUUCUUUUGGCGUUUUUUUGUAUGGUAUUAGCCGUUAGCAUUUGCUUUCAUUGCAUGUGUGAGUGUGGCUUGGUAGGCCCAGGAGGUCGCUGCCCUGGGGACAGGGUUGCCAUCCUGGAGUGUGGCGGGUUGAGCCUGCCACUGCCACUGUGAAUGCCAGGUGGGAGGAAACUUCUGUUGCUUCAAGCAGCAGCAUUCCCUCUGCCUGUUCUAUGGAGAUCUCAUUUGUCUCUGGUCUGAGUACUGGAAAUAGCAUCUGAGUCUUCACCCUUGCUGUAUUCCAGGAACACAUGCCUUUGGCAUCUUGCAUCAUGGUUUUCAGUUCACGGAUGCUUGGUGUAAUGUAGACAGAACCUCCACUGAACACACCAGAAAACAGAGAGUACCUUGCAGAAAUCAUGUUUGAAUCAUUUAAUGUACCAGGACUCUACAUUGCAGUACAGGCAGUGCUGGCUCUGGCAGCCUCAUGGACAUCCCGGCAAGUUGGUGAGCGCACACUGACGGGAAUAGUCAUAGACAGUGGAGACGGUGUCACCCAUGUUAUCCCAGUGGCAGAAGGUUAUGUAAUUGGAAGCUGCAUCAAACACAUCCCAAUUGCAGGUAGAGAUAUUACGUAUUUCAUUCAACAGCUGCUAAGGGAGAGGGAGGUGGGAAUCCCUCCUGAGCAGUCACUGGAGACCGCAAAAGCCAUUAAGGAGAAGUACUGUUACAUUUGCCCUGAUAUUGUCAAAGAAUUUGCUAAGUAUGACAUGGAUCCCCGGAAGUGGAUCAAACAGUACACGGGGAUCAAUGCAAUCAACCAGAAAAAGUUCAUUAUAGAUGUUGGUUAUGAAAGGUUCCUGGGACCGGAAAUAUUCUUUCACCCUGAGUUCGCCAACCCAGAUUUUAUGGAGUCCAUCUCGGAUGUUGUUGAUGAGGUCAUACAGAACUGUCCCAUAGAUGUGCGCCGGCCGCUGUAUAAGAAUGUCGUUCUUUCUGGAGGCUCCACGAUGUUUAGAGACUUUGGACGCCGUCUACAGAGAGACUUGAAAAGAGUUGUGGACGCCAGGUUAAAGCUGAGUGAGGAGCUCAGCGGGGGCAGGAUAAAGCCUAAGCCUGUGGAGGUGCAGGUGAUAACGCACCACAUGCAGCGCUAUGCUGUGUGGUUUGGAGGCUCCAUGCUGGCCUCAACCCCGGAGUUCUUCCAGGUCUGUCACACCAAGAAGGACUACGAGGAGUACGGCCCCAGCAUCUGCCGCCACAACCCCGUCUUCGGAGUCAUGUCCUAGUGUCUGCCUGGGCGCCUCGUCUGACAGUGUCAUGUUGGGAAUAAGUGUCCUUCAGAACCCAGAGCAGCCAGGCCCCUGUAGAUAGCAGUGCAAGCAGGGUGCUCUCACCACCAGUGCGUGGGGCCGGCUGCAGUCCUUCCCGUCAAGCCAUCUAUCCAGUUACUGUUCGUGGCCCUCCCCCGUUGCCCUCCCCCCUCUCCCCCCUUCACCUCCCACUUUCUCUCCGUUCCAUCUGAGCUUCUAGUUGAAAGUAUAACUCUGAAGAAGUUCCUCGCAACCUUAGAAACUACUAAAGGAACCGUGAUUUCUGGAGAAAGCGGUUUCUCCAGGAAAGAAUGUGGGGUGGACCCCUGGCCUUCUCAGCCUAUUUUUGUAAAUAAAAUGUUAUAAACUUGAAAUACAUGUUUAUAUUUCCUAUCAUUUUGUAUUUUAUGGUAUUUGGUAUAACUGACUGACACCAAGCAUGAGUAAGUCUGGCUGUCACGGAGUUCUGUAAUAAAGUGUUUAACUGUGAGGCAUGUUCUGAUGUGUGUAUAGGCAAACAAAGCAGCAGGCUUUAUGCCACACGCCUGCUGGGAAAUGAUCACAUGUGAUUGGGGGUGAUAUGAAGUCUGGACACUAACCAGUGUUGGGUGAGCAUUGCUCCAGAUGUGCCUGAGCUUCCUGGACUGUUUUAUAGAGGAUGACGGGUCAAUGUUGCUGAUGUUGGAUGAAAUGCUAGCCACACUGUUGUAAUAAAAGCUGCUAGAAUCUUUAUAA